UUCUUGUUCAUUCCGUUGUCGAUCUCUCGCCUUAUAUAUAAAGCCUUCACACCAAAAGCUUUUCCACAAAACAAAUUAAAACAUAGUUGCAUCUGCAAAAUAUAACUAGGACAAUAUGGUAAAGGCUACAGUUGGUGGUGAAUAUCUGAAGGAAUUUGAGAAGGCUCGUCGUGACCUUCGUGCUCUUAUCUCCAACAGAAACUGCGCCCCUCUCAUGCUACGAUUAGCGUGGCAUGAUGCUGGUACCUACGAUGCUAAAACAAAAACAGGAGGUCCCAAUGGCUCUAUCAGGACAGAAGAAGAGUUGAAUCACGCAGCAAACAAGGGGCUGAGAACAGCAGUUGAGUUCUGUGAGGAGGUGAAGGCCAAACAUCCAAAAGUUUCAUAUGCUGACAUUUACCAGCUUGCUGGUGUUGUUGCAGUAGAGGUUACUGGGGGUCCAACUAUUGAUUUUCUUCCCGGGAGAAAGGAUUCAUUGGAAUCUCCAGCAGAAGGGCGUCUUCCAGAUGCCAAACAAGGUGCAUCUCAUUUAAGAGAGAUCUUUUAUCGCAUGGGUCUUGGCGACAGAGACAUUGUGGCUCUAUCCGGAGGCCACACUUUGGGUAAGGCACAUAAAGAUCGUUCUGACUUUCAUGGUCAAUGGACAAAGGACCCUUUGAAGUUUGAUAAUUCCUAUUUUGUGGAAUUACUGAAAGGGGACUCAAAAGAUUUAUUGAAGCUUCCCACAGACAAGGCUUUAGUUGAGGAUCUUAAGUUCCGCAAGUAUGUUGAACUGUAUGCCAAGGAUGAGGAUGCUUUUUUCGCAGAUUAUGCAAGCUCACACAAAAAACUCUCAGAGCUGGGCUUCAAUGUCAAGGAUCGUUCCAUGUUGGUGAAGGGUGCUAUAGGAAUUGCCAUUGCCUUAACUGCUGUUAUCUUGGGUUACUUACGUGAGCUGAACAUUAAUAAAACCAGUUGAAGAGACUAUUACUCACGUAAAUGUACUAGUCCUUACAACAGGACACACUUGGCUGAUUUUCCUCUUUCUCAAAAAUAAAAAAGCUUGUAUAUAAUGCGAGGUUCAAAUAUCAUAUCGUCUCUCCAUAUUCAUAUAAUGUAAUCUCGAAUCAAAUGAUAGAAUUAGUGACUAUAUAUAA
This is a messenger RNA of Cajanus cajan (pigeon pea), 1136 nucleotides long. RefSeq names its product L-ascorbate peroxidase 3. Gene Ontology annotation, cellular component: chloroplast. NCBI's taxonomy places the organism in Eukaryota, Viridiplantae, Streptophyta, Magnoliopsida, Fabales, Fabaceae. Gene Ontology annotation, biological process: response to reactive oxygen species; hydrogen peroxide catabolic process; cellular response to oxidative stress. Gene Ontology annotation, molecular function: peroxidase activity; heme binding. The record is from RefSeq and is a predicted model, not a curated record.